AUGUUCAUAGACUCUCAAAACUCAUUUUCUUCAACCUGCAGGAAAAUCACUCCAAAGAAAUCUCACUUUUUCAAACCAAUUCUUCCAGGCUUCAAAAAUGGAAUUAAAAUUCCUAUAGGUUUCUUGAAAUAUCUGAAGGGGUACGAGCACAUCAAAAGUUCUGUACUGAAAAGGGGUGGUAAGAAAUGGCGGAUUAAGCUGAAUGAACAUCGAUUCAAAGAGGGUAAUUGGGGAAAAUUUGUGGAGGAGAAUGAUCUGCAAUUGGGAGAUUUGUGUUUUAGACAUGAAGGAAAUAUGGAAUUUGAGGUUUCUAUACUUGAUUCAAGUCAUUGUGAUAGAGAAUAUGCAGAGUAUCUGCAGGAAGAAGGAGGAGGAGGAGGACGGACUGUUGAGGAAAUUUCGAAGAAAUUUGAAUUUAAAGAAGCUGCUACUCGCAACUGUUUUGGCCAAUCUCAUGUUGUAUGCAAAGUUAGAGCCUAUUGCCUUUCAAAAUGUUACUUUCGCCUUCCUGGAAAAUUUGCAAGGGCAAACGGUCUCAUAAACAAGAAAUGUGCUUUGAUUAUUAGAGAUGAAAAACGAAGGUCAUGGAUUUUAAAGCUAUAUACCUCAUGUUCACAAGUCUAUAUUGGAGGUAGAUGGGCUGAACUCCGCAAUGCCAAUGACAUAAAGGAGGGAGAUCAUAUAACAUUCAAGGUUGUUGCUAAUGGAGAAAUGCCAAUAUGGAAAUUCUGUACAAAUAUAACAGAAACAUCAAAGUGCAACAUCAUGUCAUCACACAAUGAUUUUCGCAACAUAGAAGCUGCGAAGGACAUUACUCUCUCUCACCCUCAUUUCGUUUGUACCAUGAAAUCAUAUUUCCUUUCGAAGUGUUCUCUGCGAGUUCCAGUCUCAUUUGCACGCUUAAACGGUCUUAGAUACAGGACAUGUACGAUAACAAUAAGAGACAAGCAAUGGUCAUGGACAUUUAAGCUAUAUGUCCAUGGGGUAAACACCUACAUUGUAGGCGGAUGGCGCAAGUUCUGCAUUGUGAAUUGCUUAAAGGAAGGAGAUUACUUGAUCUUUGAGAUACUUGCCAACGGAGAGAAGCCAAUAUUGAAGUUUCAAGAUAUGAGAGGACAUGCAUGACCUCAGCCCGAAGGAAAGAAGAUCAAUUUGGACGCUAAAAGUGUUUCCACAGAAGGCGUUAAGAUUAAGACCUCAUACGUGACUGCUCCAAAAGCACAAGUACCUGCUUCAACAUCUGCUAAUGAUGCUAACCCUCAUUUUAUUUCCAUUAUUAAGCCUUAUUCCAUCUGCAAACAUUUUCUGUAUAUUCCAUUGGCUUUUGCAAAAUCAAAUGGCUGGAUGAACUAUAUGUUGUGAGAUGAUUCUCAUGGAUGAACAACAGAAAUCUUGGUCAGUUCGACUAGGGCCAGUGUCAGAUCAUCACAUCAGAAUUCACAUUGGAUGGCAAAAGUUCAAAGAAGCAAAUGAUGUCCAAGUAGGAGAUAUUUAUAGGUUUGAUAUUAAUCUACCCACACCCAAUGUUUAGUGUUUAAACCAAAUCAAUAAAUGCACGAUAAGUGUCGUUCAUUCACACACAUUUAUCACUUAACCUUGGUUAAUUUAACUUUUAGGUGCUAAGGUUAAAUAUCUUGAUUUGAUGUAAACAUAUGUGGCGUUAUGCAUUUUCCUAUUUUCAUGAUCUUCCUCCGUGCAAUACAUCAUGCUUUUAAACUCCUUUUCAUAUGGAAA
This is a messenger RNA of Solanum dulcamara, 1734 nucleotides long. RefSeq names its product B3 domain-containing protein REM8-like. Gene Ontology annotation, molecular function: DNA binding. The record is from RefSeq and is a predicted model, not a curated record. NCBI's taxonomy places the organism in Eukaryota, Viridiplantae, Streptophyta, Magnoliopsida, Solanales, Solanaceae.